This is a messenger RNA of Menidia menidia (Atlantic silverside), 2428 nucleotides long. NCBI's taxonomy places the organism in Eukaryota, Metazoa, Chordata, Actinopteri, Atheriniformes, Atherinopsidae. The record is from the annotation of a GenBank genome assembly.
AGCAGCAGAGCCUUGCCUUCAGACAGCAGGAAUGCGGGAUGUCUGGAGUGGGGGUCAGGAAGCGAGGAAAGAAUGCCAAGUAUGUCCAUGUUUGUCCAGGGCUGGCUCUCCAUUCAGCCCCCAGUGACGUGCUGCGAGGACCAGCGAGUAUAAAAGCAGCUCGACUCUGCAGUCAGAACUCAGAUCAGCUCCUCUACCGAAGCUAAACUCUAGCUUUCACCAAGAAAGGAAAGACAGACUGUGACUGGAGCAGCAGAUUAAGACUUGAAGGCGUCCGAGACAAGAGAUCAACUUGAUCAGAAGAGUUCUGAAACUCAAACUAACGGAAGACUUUCUGCUCGACGGUUUUUGGAAGAAUCUGAACUGAAUACUACAAACUAGAAAAGAUGUUUGCUGGAACGAAGAAGAUGAUCUUGCUGCCUUUGCUGUGUGUCAUGCUGUCAUACAUGGCUGCGGGUCAGGAGUGCAGCGGCCAGUGUUCGUGCCCCUCCACCCCCCCCCAGUGCCCGGCAGGAGUGAGCCUGGUGCUGGACGGCUGUGGGUGCUGCAGGGUGUGCGCCAAACAAAUGGGGGAGCUCUGCACUGAGAAGGAUGUUUGUGACCCACACAAAAACCUCUUCUGUGAUUUUGGAUCACCCAUCAACAGACGCAUAGGCGUGUGCUCAGCUCAAGAAGGAGCCACCUGUGUGUUUGGAGGCAAAGUGUACAAGAGUGGAGAGACGUUCCAGAGCAGCUGCAAGUACCAGUGUACCUGUCUGGAUGGGGCUGUGGGCUGUGUCCCACUUUGCUCCAUGGACAUCCGACUGCCGAGCCCAGACUGCCCAAUGCCAAGACGGGUCAAAGUGCCCGGGAAGUGCUGCGAGGAGUGGGAGUGUGAUUCUCCCUACAAAAACACCUUUGUGGGCUCUGCAUUGCCAGCAUUCAGGCAAGAGGAGAUCUACGGCCCCGAUCCAAACAUGAUGAGAGAGAAUUGCCUGGUUCAGACUACUGAAUGGAGCGCCUGCUCUAAGACCUGUGGCCUUGGAAUAUCUACAAGGGUCACCAAUGACAACCGCGACUGCCGCCUAGAGAAACAGACCCGGUUUUGUAUGGUGCGCCCAUGCGAGUCACAGCUGGAGCAAAGCAUUAGGAAAGGCAAAAAGUGCAUCCGUACCCCAAGAGUCUCCAAGCCCAUGAAGUUUGAGAUCUCUGGCUGCACCACCACAAAGUCCUACAGGCCAAAGUUCUGCGGCGUCUGCCUGGACGGCCGCUGCUGCACCCCCCACAGGACCACCACCCUGCCCAUGGAGUUCAAAUGCCCCGAUGGGCAGGUCAUGAAGAAGUACAUGAUGUUCAUCAAGUCCUGUGCCUGCCAUUACAACUGCCCCGGAGAGAACGACAUCUUCGAGUCCAUGUAUUACAAGAAGAUGACAGGUGACAUGGCCUAAGGCACUGAGGAACAAUCAGAUCUUAUGACUUGAAAAGAACAAAACAGAACUCCAUCUCAAUUUGCAGCUCAAUAUAAGUAUACAGAUAUAUAUGUAUUUACGUUUCUCAUUUUUGUAAUGUAAAAGUAGCCCAGGCACUUGUCUUAGUGUCUGGAUUUGUUUGCGAGGCUGAUGCACGUCAGCCACAUAGACUCAGACAGAGGGUUGCUUUGCAGCCCCAAGAGAUUCCUGCACUAUAACUUUUUUUUUUUUUUAUCAUGACAAACCUACUGUCAGGUUUCCGCCCGUUCCCCUUUCCAAACCCAUACUUUUCACUGUACGAAUCUUUACGCCAUAUCUAAACGCUGACCUCUCAAAAUGAGGUGUCUAAUUAAUCCCUCCACCCUGAGUCCGAGACCAGACCUGUAAACUCGAAGCAGCUGUAAAAAGGGAGCAGGCAGACCACAGCCAGUCAGUGUUUUACUGUCCAAAUGGGUCUCAAUGUGUCCUUGUGUUUGUGUACGUGCGUGUGUGUUAGAGUGAGAGCACGGGCCUGAAUGUUGGCCUUGUCUGUGUGUACGCUGUCCACUCCACUUAGAGUGGAGGAAAGGUCAGAGUUUCCGCCCAACAUGUGGAUGAGAAAGAGAGCAGCACGCAGAGUUUAGGGUUAGAUAUGGAACACUGUGGGCUUUGCCUUGGCACUGAAAAAGAGAAGAAAAAAAAAACAUGUGUUGACUAUUUCCAAAUCAGGUCAGAGAGGAAAAAAGAAACAAACAUCUAUUUUGUACAAAAAUAGAAGAACAGACUGGAGGAAUUGUAAUUUUUCAUUCCUUUUAUAUUGUUGAUAUGUAAAUUGUGUAUAUAUUUGUACAGCUUAAAUUAAUUUAAAAAGCAAAAAAUUGUUCUGUGCUUCAAAAUGCAUUAAUAGUGAUUAUUUCUUUGUCAAUGGUAUUUUUUACUAUUUUAUUGAGAAGUGUGACUAAAAAUGUUACAUGUUUCAGUUUGUAGCUGGAAAUAAAGUC